Molecule: messenger RNA, 2546 nt
Organism: Cyprinodon tularosa
Lineage: Eukaryota; Metazoa; Chordata; Actinopteri; Cyprinodontiformes; Cyprinodontidae
Gene: wdr43
Product: WD repeat domain 43
Exons: 18
Coding region: 41-1981 (646 amino acids)
Biological process (GO): maturation of SSU-rRNA from tricistronic rRNA transcript (SSU-rRNA, 5.8S rRNA, LSU-rRNA)
Cellular component (GO): nucleolus
Molecular function (GO): protein binding
Source: RefSeq, a predicted model, not a curated record
UUAGUGAAGCACGUAGCAGAAGCAAAGCAGCGUUGCAGAAAUGGCGGCGGGCGACGGUAGCCUCCCGCAGCAGCUCCCUUGCGUUUUUUCACCUAAAUCGCGGCAGUACUUAGCGGUGUGUGCCCAGGACGGCAGACUCCGCGUCUGGAACACCGACAGUAAAACUCUUCAGCAGGAGUUCGUGCCUUCAGCCCAUUUAAGCGCUACUUGUACCUGCAUAGCAUGGGGACCAUGCCGGACGGUGAAGGAGGGGCCACAGAGGAAGAAGAGGAAAUCAGAGGCGGCGCAGGUGGAGGAGAAGGCGGAUCUGCUGGCUAUGGGCACAGCGGCUGGAACUGUCCUCAUCUACAGUACGGCCAAGGGAGCCCUGCACUGUACUCUGGAUGGAGCUCACAGUGGGGGAGUGAACUGUGUCCACUGGCAUCCUGAAGACAGCUUAUUAUACAGCGGCUCAGACGACACAAACAUCGUGGAGUGGGACUUGCAGAGCGGGAAAACACGGAGUAAGUGGAAAGCGGACCGCGCUGCAGUGACCAGUUUAUCUGUGAGCCCCGAUGGGAAACUGCUCCUCUCAGCUGGACAUGUGAUCAAGAUGUGGGAUUUGGAGACCAAGGAGGUUUACAGGAAAUUCACAGGCCAUUCCACGGCCGUGACGACCCUGCGCUUUGCCACGUCACGGCCUCCUGACAGCAAUGGCCUUUACUUCCUGUCAGGAGCAGCUCACGACAGACUCCUCAGUGUUUGGCAAGUGCGAGAAGACAGGAAGGACAAGAACUCAGUGGUUUCCUUCACUCUGACGGAUGAACCUCAACACAUCGAUCUGAUCCCAUCUAGCAGCAAAGAAGAGGCUGUACGGCUGGCGGUGGUGUGUAAGGAUGGACAACUGCAUCUGUUUGAGCACUUUUUAAAUGGGCCUUGCAAGAAGCCGCUGUCGCCGUCGUGUUCGGUGCAGAUGUCUGACACGCAGGACACCCCGAGUCCCAUCCCGCUGCUGGCGGCGGCGCUUGGAGCCGAUCCGAGGGCCGUGAUGCUCGCUUACGGGAACCAUCUGCAGCCUGUCAUGGAGAAAGUGGAGAUCAACACAGCGGAGAGACACGUAUGUUUGACACGAGACGUGAAGACCAGCCUGUCCCUCUCCAUGGAGACCACCGCCUCCAAGGUGAAAACUCCAGUUAUUAACGCGAAAAGCAAAGUUUUGGUUCCAGGGCUGCCGGGUCAUACGGCGCCUUUAACGGCGGCUCAACAGGGAACGGAAAAGAGGAAAAAAGACUCUGACAAUAAGGAGCUGUCCAUAGCUGAGCGACUCGGUGAAAUCGACCUGGAAGCAGUUUCCAGCCAAAAAGGAGCUUCUAGAGCGACGGCUUCGUUACAGACGGACAACUUUGCCGUUCUUCUGAUGCAGGGCCUAGAGAGCAAUGAUGACGACAUCCUAAACAAAGUUUUCCAGACUCGUAAAGAUGUGUUAAUAAAAAAGACGGUUGCUAGGUUACCUCUCUCUGCCGUUAUACCGUUAGUUGAAGAGCUAACAAAGAGGCUCCAGGGGCACCCUUUGACGGCGUGUCUGAUGGUACGAUGGCUGAAGGCGGUCCUCAUGCACCACACAUCAUACCUGGCAUCGCUGCCGGACCUGGUCGCCCAGCUGGGGGUGCUUUAUCACAUGAUUGAGAGCCGAGUGAAGAUGUUCCACAAACUGACAAAGCUGCAUGGAAAGCUGCAUCUCCUAACAACGCAGGUGGCAGCAAAUGACAGCAGCAACGCUGUGUCAGAGGUCGACCAUACAGCUAAACUGGUGUAUGAGGAAGAGUCGUCUGACGAAGACGACGCCUCUGUUGAUGAAGCUCUUCCAGAUGAAGGCUCAGAUCACUGGGAUGAAGAGGAGGCGAUGCAGGACGACGAAGACGACGAUCCUGACAGAAGAGAAGAAGCCAAAGCGAACGGCGAGGAGGACAUGGAGCAUGAAAACGAGAGCGAAGAAGAAUGAAAGCAAAACCAUUUCAAUGAUUCACCACACGGACUUUAAAGAGUUAUAUAUAAACUGUCAUUUUAUUUUCAAGCCUUUUGAUUUUAUUAUCAGGAAAAAGAAAAAUUGGUUUUACAAAAUAAAGGGACGCCUUCCAGCGGCGACCUUUCCUUCACGGCUGCAUCCAUUGCUGGUUCUUCUCACCCAUUGAAACUACAGCUGAUGCAGAUCUUCAUCUCUGUGCCCCCCCACCCCCACUAGAGCUGCCGUUAGGUUCGUCCUCUGCAUUCCAAAAUGUGUCCUUAAUUACUUCAAUAUAGUUCAGAAUAUAAACUGUCUUUUCUGGUUGGUUUAAUUGAACUCUGAAGCAAACAAAAGGAAACUGGGCGCUAUGGUGGAGCCGGGAUGGAGACCAAUCCCCCCCCCCCCGGCUGAUGUACAGGAUACAGGAAGUGGGACUGAAAGGCGACAUCGUUCGUCGCCGUCCCACACUGUGUAAAUCUUUAUGUACAGUGAAGUGUUUGUACGAGCUCUUCCCUCUACACAAAUCUUUGGGAUUAAACAAACUUCUGUUAUUUCUCCUAAA